This is a messenger RNA of Pocillopora verrucosa, 579 nucleotides long. The record is from RefSeq and is a predicted model, not a curated record. NCBI's taxonomy places the organism in Eukaryota, Metazoa, Cnidaria, Anthozoa, Scleractinia, Pocilloporidae.
AUGAGACAACAGCCCUCUUUAACAGUUGUUCCAUUAUCUUUUAAGGUACUUGAUGAUGGAACACUUCUAAAGCGUUACAGAAAGGAAAUUCGUGAGCUUAAACAACAGCUUGUCGAGAUGAGCAGUAGUUCGCAUGUACAAGAGCUACUACUCGAAAAAGAAAAAGUGAACGAGAUGGAGGAAAUGUUGGAGCAGCAACGGCGACAACAGAACGAACAAGAAGAAAAGAUAAAAAGGUUGUGCAAUAUGAUUUGCACUGCGGGAGGAGAGACUGGGAAUAACCGAAGUAAACAAAAAUUGGCAAAGAGGCGUGAAACCUGGUGUCCAGGGGCUGGUCUUUCAAAGGCUCCGCUGGCCUCUACUGUUUUUAGUUCAGUGAAAAGUCGACUGCAAAGAAUCCCGUCGAGUCCCAGUAGCGACGAGAGUGAGUUUGGCGAGAUGACAAAAGAUAUGUUCCUAUCGACGUUAGAGGAGGAAGAGGACAUAAAAUCUUCAGAAAGCGGGAAAAAACGGGUUGUUUUUGCAAGUCCUGCGGGGAAAAGGUUAGUUUCUAUUAAUCCUGAUCGCCAACGUAAUUGA